This is a messenger RNA of Pseudocercospora fijiensis CIRAD86, 1236 nucleotides long. RefSeq lists its product as uncharacterized. The transcript is spliced from 3 exons. NCBI's taxonomy places the organism in Eukaryota, Fungi, Ascomycota, Dothideomycetes, Mycosphaerellales, Mycosphaerellaceae. Gene Ontology annotation, molecular function: phosphoric diester hydrolase activity. The record is from RefSeq and is a predicted model, not a curated record. The coding region runs from base 1 to 1236 and encodes 411 amino acids. Gene Ontology annotation, biological process: lipid metabolic process.
AUGAACCUGCUGCGAUCGACUUCACUUCAGGUCAAAUCUGCCUUUGUGCUCUGCUUUCUGGUGACUGCCCUUGGGUUGUACAUCGCCACAUCCGGCUUUAUCUCUCACACCUCGGCCUCUCCAAAGAAGCACUCCAGGCACGAUCUUCGCCUCAAUCACAUUCAAGUAAUCGGCACGCAUAACUCCUACCAUCGAGAGAUCUCCCGGAGCGAACGCAAAGUCUUCGAACAAUACGUCCCCUCACCAGACAACUACUACUAUUCUCACUCGAAAUGGGCGGAUCAACUAGACCACCAACAAGUCCGAAGCUUCGAGAUUGAUCUCCAUUCAGACACUAAGGGCGGAUUGUACUCCCAACCUCUGAUAUGGAAGCUGUCAAACCUCACAAACGAGACAGCACAACCAUGGCACGACGAGAAAAUGAACGAACCCGGUCUCAAAGUCUUCCACAUCACCGACGUCGACACAAACUCCAUCUGCCACACAUUCAUCGAAUGCCUUCAGCAGCUCCUGGAAUGGUCCAACGCUCACCCAAACCAUCUCCCCCUAACUCUCGACCUCGAACUCAAGAACGACGCAAUAGCGUGCGCGCUGGGAGGCGUCUGCGCCGAAGAAGCCACGAACUGGAACCUCGAACGCAUCCUCAACGUCGACGAAGAAAUCCGCAAAAUCAUGCCGAGAGAGAAACUCAUCACCCCCGACGACGUCCGAAAGGCCGGUCUCACGCUCGAAGAAUCCGUUGUGAAACAUGGCUGGCCCUCUAUCGAGCGAAGUCGAGGGAAAUUCAUGUUCUAUUUCGACAACGACCCGAAAAAUCAAACGGGCGAUAUUCGAACUCUCUAUCGCAGCAAUGGACACGAAAGUCUACAGGAUCGCACGGUGUUUACGAAUGCGGUGGAGGGAGAUGCGGAUUGUGCGUUUAUCAAGUAUAAUGAUCCCGAUGUGAAGGAAAUUCAGCGAUUGGUGCGGAAAGGGUAUUUUGUGAGGACGAGGGCUGAUGAGCCGAUUCGUACGAUUGUUGAGAGGAAUGUGACGAUGAGGGAGUGGGCGCUCAAGAGUGGUGGGCAGGUUGUGAGUACUGAUUUUCCGGCUUAUGGGAUGAGUGCGCGGUGGGAUCGGGAUUAUGCUGUGCAGUGGGGGGAUGGACUUGUGGCGAGGUGUAAUCCUGUUACGGCGCCGAAGUGGUGUAAAGAUGGUAUGGUGCAGGAGAGGAAGGGGCCGAGAAGGGAGCUGUAA